CUCCAGCCCACAAUGAGCGCCGCUUCCCGUGCAUUCCGUCUGCUGCUCGCUUUCCUGCUGGCGUGCGUGUGUGCACAGUCGCAGCACAGACCGUCUUUCACGUGCGGGGGAAACUUCACGGGCGAGUCCGGAAUCAUCGGGAGCCAAGGGUACCCGGGAGUUUACCCCCCCAACACCAAAUGUGUGUGGAGGAUCACAGUCCCGGAAGGGAAGGUGGUGGUGCUGUCCUUCCGCUUCCUGGACCUGGAGAGCGACCGCCUGUGUCGCUACGACUACGUGGACGUGUACAGCGGCCACGCCAGCGGUCAGCGGCUGGGCCGCUUCUGUGGCACCUUCAAGCCCGGCGCGCUGGUUUCCACGGGCAACAAGAUGAUGCUGCACAUGCUGUCGGACGCCAACACGGCCGGGAGCGGCUUCCUCUCCGUCUUCUCCGCCGCGCAGCCUAAUGAGAGAGGUGAGCUGUACUGUGGUGGCAGACUGGACAAACCUUCCGGAACUUUCAAAACCCCCAACUGGCCAGAAAGGGACUACCCAGCCGGCGUGACCUGCUCCUGGCACAUCGUGGCACCAAAGAACCAGAUCAUCGAAGUGACCUUUGAGAAGUUCGACGUGGAGCGAGACAACUACUGCCGCUACGACCACGUCUCCAUCUUCAACGGCGGCGAAAUCAACGACGCCAAGAAGAUCGGCAAAUACUGCGGAGACAGCCCCCCGCCGCCCGUCCUGUCCGAGGGCAACCGGCUGGUGGUCCAGUUCCUGUCGGACCUCAGCCUGACGGCGGACGGCUUCGUCGGCCACUACAAGUUCCGCCCCAAGAAGUUCUCCAUGGCGACCACGCCACCUCCCACCACCACGCCGCCCGCCACCAGCAGGAUCACACCUCUCAAGUACUCCGUGGCUUUGUGUCGGCAGAAAUGCAAAAGACGAGGAACCCUCGAAAGCAACUUUUGCUUAAGCAACUUUGUGAUCACAGGCACGGUCAUCUCGGCCGUGACCAGAGGGGGCAGCGCACACGUCACCGUGUCCAUCGUCAGCGUGUUGAAGGAAGGCAGUCUGGCCAUCCAGCAGGCGGGCAAGACCAUGAGCACCAAGAUCCUGGUCCUGUGUCGCAAGUGUCCGCUCGUCACGAGAGGCUGUGUGUGUGUGACCCCCCAUGCAGGCCUGAACUACAUCUUCAUGGGUGAGGUGGACCAGGAGGGCCGAGGGAAGGUUGGCCCUCACAACUUUGUGCUGGGCUUCAAGAGCAGGAACCAGAAGGUGCUCAGAGUCCUGAAGAACAAACACUGCUGACUGGAACUGGAACAGAAGGUGCUCAGAGUCCUGAAGAACAAACACUGCUGACUGGAACUGGGAAGAAGAUUAGGAACAGCUCUUUACACUUUUACUAAAUCAACUUCAUAUUUCACCUUUUCUUUGGAUUUAAACAGGAUCUCAUUGGACCUCUUUGGAACUAUCAAUUACUGCACUUGUGUACUUACACUUGGUCUUUUGAGUACAUACGAGUGUACACUUGUGUACUUACACUUGGUCUUUUGAGUACAUACAAGUGUACACUUGUGUACUUACACUUGGUCUUUUGAAUACAUACGAGUGUACACUUGUGUACUUACACUUGGUAUUUUAAGUGUCUAAGUGUGUACACUUGUGUACUUACACCUCACCUUUUGAGUGCAUAAGUGGGUACACUUGUGUACUUACACCAAGUCUGUUGAGUGCAUAAGUGUGUACACUUGUGUACUUACACCUAGUCCCUUUAGUGCAAAAGUGGGUAAACGUGUGUACUUACACUUAGUGUUUUAAGUAUCAAGGUGUGUACAGUUGUGUACUUACACCUAGUCUUUUAAGUGCCUUAGUGGGUACACUUGUGUACUUACAAUUAGUAUUUUAAGUGCCUAAGUGUUUACACUUGUGUACUUACACCUAAUGUUUUAAGUAUCGAGGUGUGUACACUUGUGUACUUACACCUAGUCUUUUAAGUGCCUUAGUGGGUACACUUGUGUACUGACAAUGAGUAUUUUAAGUGCCUAAGUGUUUACACUUGUGUACUUACACUUAGUCCUUUUAGUGCAAAAGUGUGUACAAUUGUGUACUUACACCUAGUCUGUUGAGUGUGUAAUUGUGUACACUUGUGUACUUACAGUUAGUCCUUUGAGUGGAUAAGUGGGUACACUUGUGUACUUACACUUGGUCUUUUGAGUGGAUAAGUGGGUACACUCGUGUACUUACACUUAAGUCUUUUGAGUGGGUAAGUGGGUACACUUGUGUACUUACACUUAGUCUUUUAAGUGCCUAAGUGUGUACACUUGUGUACUUACACCUCACCUUUUGAGUGCAUAAGUGGGUACACUUGUGUACUUACACCUAGUCUUUUGAGUGGAUAAAUGUGUACACUUGUGUACUUACACUAAGUCUUCCAAGUAUUGACUUCAUGCUAGUCGGUACUAGCAUGUUACACUCAAAAUGGUGAGUGUGCAUUGAUGGACACUUAGCACACUCAAUAGUGUCGGCUGGCGGAAGAGGCGGGACUAACUUGAAACAAUGGGAAGGAGUUAAGAGAAGAAAGUAAAUAUCGUGAUCGUCAUUUGGGUCAAGUGUACUACAAAACAAAAGUAAAGGGACAGUACUCACCGUGGACAAACUCAGGAAGUAAGUGUACACAGUAUACUUAAAGUGUACUGAUGGAAAUAUUCCAUUUGAUACACAGCCAUAUUUGUAAAGGCAUAAAUAUUUCUUUGUUGUUCAUUUCCUUGUUUUAGUACUUCAGGAACUAAAUCUGACCUCUGGUGUCAGGAAGUACACAUUGCAUGGAGAUGGCUUACAAACUUAUUUUUUAAAAAGGGAUUCUUAUAAAUACAAAAAUAUUUAAAAAGUUAUUUAUUUUCUUUUAAUGGAUUUAUGAAAAUGAGUAUGGGGAUGAAUAAGAAUUGUGAUUGUUUCGGCAGUUGUAUGUACUUCAUUGAAUUGAGUUUUAUUUUGAAGGGCCGUGUAAAAACAGUCUUAUUGAUGUUGCUAAUAAAA
Molecule: messenger RNA, 3018 nt
Organism: Entelurus aequoreus (snake pipefish)
Lineage: Eukaryota; Metazoa; Chordata; Actinopteri; Syngnathiformes; Syngnathidae
Product: procollagen C-endopeptidase enhancer 2-like
Exons: 9
Coding region: 13-1290 (425 amino acids)
Molecular function (GO): protein binding
Source: RefSeq, a predicted model, not a curated record